GUUUCGCAAACACGCGACUCACCACAGUUUAGUAUUGCAACCAACGAUCUACGCGACACCAGCCCCCUCCCCCCCCCCCUCCCGGCAAACUUCACUUCGUUGCUUUGUCAGCUCGACACGGAGGGACCUCUCAAGCUCUCACCUAAAUCGACCGCAAACCGUCUUCUUCUUUCCCACAGCACCUGUCUUUUUACAUUUGCAUGUAAUCCAGCGGCCUUUUGUUUUCCUUCCUUCUGCUACCUGAGGAAAUGUGCGCUCAGGUAACGUGCUCGCUGGCGAAGCGCAAGGAGCAGCCGAUCCACGUCAUCGUCGCACUGGCGUCGCCGUCGUGGAACCCGGCCGACGCGCCUGUUACCCCGUACGUCGAUGAUGACGUGAUUGCCUCGGAGGAGGAGCUCCGUGCGUGGUCGGAGCUGGAACGGCCAGAGACGCCGUCGCGCACCAGCCGGUCAAGUGGACUGCCAAAGCGCUACCAAGGCGUUCUGCAGGAGCGCUACAUUCUGAUAAUAUUGGUGCUUGUUAUUCUGCUCUUCAUCGCCGCUUCGUUCCAGACGGACACCAAGACCGAGUUAGAAGAGAUCAAGCGCAUGUACCACGUGGAUGAGUCCAUACAACCUGUUCCUCACAGAAAGUAUACACAGAAAAGUUGA
This is a messenger RNA of Leptomonas pyrrhocoris, 650 nucleotides long. RefSeq lists its product as hypothetical. NCBI's taxonomy places the organism in Eukaryota, Euglenozoa, Kinetoplastea, Trypanosomatida, Trypanosomatidae. Bases 249 to 650 code for a protein of 133 amino acids. The transcript has a single exon. The record is from RefSeq and is a predicted model, not a curated record.